Molecule: messenger RNA, 19794 nt
Organism: Diabrotica virgifera virgifera (western corn rootworm)
Lineage: Eukaryota; Metazoa; Arthropoda; Insecta; Coleoptera; Chrysomelidae
Product: zinc finger protein 609-like
Exons: 17
Coding region: 354-4652 (1432 amino acids)
Biological process (GO): regulation of transcription by RNA polymerase II
Cellular component (GO): nucleus
Molecular function (GO): DNA binding
Source: RefSeq, a predicted model, not a curated record
GUGCCUUGUGGCUGCCGUUGACUUUGUGAACGGUAUGCGCGAGGAAUGAAUUUAUAUUUUAGUGCCAAUAAUAUUAUUCUAUCUGACCGAUUUUUGUGUCACGUAGUGCCGAAAAAGACCCUUCGUACUCGAAAAAAGUGUUCUGUGCAGCUGUGAUUAAGUGGCUUGUGUUUAAGUGUGAUUAUCGUUACAAAAACAGGAUUAUUCUGUACAUUUUCAGCUGGAUACACACGCAUUUCGAGCUCCUAAAGCUGAAAGAAUUCGGCUGACCGAGUCAGGGAUAAAAUGCAGUGUGUGGUGUUCAGGGGCGCCGCGGGGCAGGGACUCGGCGGGCUGGCCCGCCGACUUAGCGGAUGGCGACCCCAAUGAGAUCCAGUUCGCAAGAAGCGCCGGGCCACCGAGCGAGGGUGGCGGACUCGUCAAGGAGCGGGAACGCCACGGCGAAGUCAUCAGACCAUAGCAUCAACACCUCUGCUACCGCGACCGCUGCAACUGCACCGGCUGCACCUGCUGCAGCUUCCUCUACUACCAACGUCAGUGCUAGUACAAAUUCUUCGAUUGUAGGCGGCGGUACAGCCGCGAAUACUGCUCAUCAACCGCCUACCAACUCCAAUUUUGAGUACGAUGACAACGAGUGGGACAUAGGUAUUGGCGACCUCAUCAUCGACUUGGAUGCGGACAUAGAAAAAACCAACGACCAGUCGGGGGGCAUGGCGGCCAACGCCGGCUCCGGGGGACCACAAGCCUCCAAGGCCCAGGCUACGGCCAAAAUGCACAUCGAACAUUCAGCUACAGCUGAUAAAGGUCUUAAGAUGAAAAUAAAGCGCACGAAGCCCGGCACCAAAACGUCAGAAGCCAAACACGAGAUUGUUAAAUCCAACGAGCAAAACGGUAUUGUCGACCAGACCGAUAUGAAGGGCGUUCCCAAACACGGCGGUCCACCGACGGGUCCCGGUUCCAACGUGUUGAACCCAGCUGCAGCAGCGGCUGCCGCGGCGGCGGCAAACACCAAACGAGGCUCAAGCGGCCAUCGACGGGACAAAAUAAGAGACAAACACAGUUCCUCGUCGUCGAACUCCUCGAAUUCGUCAUCGACUUCAUCAUCGUCGACGUCAUCCUCGUCGAGUGACAAGUCUACCCCGAAAGCGGCGCCCGCCGGACAACCGGGCGCCGCCUCUAGUGCUGUGAAUGUGUCCGUGACCGAAAUGAACGGUAUGAUGCGAGUGAGUGCACCUCAAACGGGUCCGCCGCGAUCGGUAUUUCCGGCGAGUACGGGUCCCGGACCGCCGCAAGCUUCCUCCGUUACGGGCGGUCCGUCUCCUGCGGGUCCGUCGCCUAGUCCUGCUGCAGCCACUGCCCCGGGUUCCGCUUCUAAACCGGAACAAGCGAAAGUGAUGUCCACAAAUUCUACUGCUGGCGCACCUUCGGGUGGUGCCGGUGGUGUUCAGGUGCAAUCUUCAAAUUCGACGGGUACGGAUGAUGGAAGCUCGUCACCGCCUCCAGCUAAGAAAACGAAAACUGAGCCAAGGGACGUGGCUGAUGUAUGUGUAGGUACUAGUGUUGGUACAAUUACUGAACCAGAUUGUCUGGGUCCUUGCGAACCGGGAACGAGCGUGACGCUGGAGGGCAUCGUCUGGCAUGAAACUGAAGGCGGCGUUCUUGUCGUAAACGUAACGUGGAGAGGGAAAACGUAUGUAGGAACUCUUCUAGACUGCACCAGACACGACUGGGCUCCACCAAGAUUCUGUGAUUCUCCCACAAGUGACCUAGAUAAUAGGACACCAAAAGGAAGGGAAACCCGAUCAUCAGUCCACAGUAAGCUGCGAAAUGGUGGCGGUGGGGCCGGUGGCAAUGCAGGGGCCAAAGGCAGGCGUGGCGGAGCUGCAAACGGUUCGGGACCGUCCACGGCACCUUCGUCACCGACACCAUUCGUUCCACCACGGCCCGAUGCAGCGAAUAAACGGAAGAGCAGAGCUGGAGAAGAAGAGACAGCUCCCCAACCCGGCGGAGCUGUCAAGAAACCCAAGGCUAUACCACCUCCCGUCGUCACGGCACCUCCAGCACCUUGUACGAGCCCUCCUCCGUCGCCAGUGUUACUGGAGUGUCCCGAACCAAAUUGCUCGAAAAAGUACAAGCAUAUCAAUGGCUUGAAAUAUCAUCAGUCGCAUGCGCACGGUCAUGGGUCCGUUGACGACGAAGACACAAAGGAUGUGACGUCGAUGUCAGAGAAUGAUGAAUCGAACAUCGAAGCUCCUAGUCCUAGUAUGGUAGCCGUUAAAUCACCAGAUAAAAGCCAAGAAAGUCCGUUGACACCUCCACAGCAAACCAAGAAAGAAGAACUUCCAUUACUUCUAAGAGGCUCCAAUCUGCUGGAGGUACCUAGCCAACCAGGUACACCGCGUAGCACACCACCAUCACCAGCUACCCCUCAAAGCAUACAGGAAUUGCCACCGGUAGCUAGCUCACCUACUGUGCCUAUCGUCGAGCCACCCAAAAGUGUCGUCAAGCCGGGAGUGUUACGGUAUACCUCACCUGAUGAGUAUCCAGUUGGUGUUGGUUUAUUCUCUGGAAAUAAACCGCAAGUGCAAGGAACACCAAUAUCAAAUGCUGGUCCGUUAUCAACAGCAAGACCUACGACAGGACCUUUAGAGCAGCCCAUUGUUCAACCUGAGCCACCAACCCAACCACAGACAUUUACUAACCAGUUACAAUCGCAAGUAGGACUAUCUUCACCACAAUUCACACAACCUCCCUCAAUAAUCAUACCUACCCAAAACGCUAGCAACACACCAGGACAACCAUUAUCACCUCAUAUGCCGCAGAGCCCCAAGAUAGCUCAGUUCAAGGUUAAACCAACAUCAUCAUUAAUGCCUGACGAGAAGAAACAGCAAAGCUUGAAUCAAAGUUGCCCCAAGACUCCAAAUUUCACAAAAAAGAAGAAUAGAAAAUCUCCAGCCGGCAGUCCUCAUCCACCUCAAUCCGAACAACCUGUUUUUGGAUCAGAACAGAGCGGUCGUGAAGAAGUACAAAGUCCAGCAUAUUCGGACAUCUCAGAUGAUGGAGCGCCUGUUAUAGAAACGGAAAUGCCCGAUAAGAACAAACCUCAAGAUAAGAAAGCUGAUCCCAGUCAACCAUUGCCUCAUAUGGCUCAGUAUGGUAUGUACCAUCCGUUCUAUGGACAACAUCACCAAUAUUUAGUACCGCCUGCCCAAGAAAAUAAACCCAAGGAACCAGAAAAGCAACCAGAAAAAGUUGUAGAGAAAGAAGCCAAGAAAGAGGGAAACGAAUAUCCCUCAAAGGUGCUACAACAACAUUAUUAUCCAUAUGGUUAUGUUCCUGGAUAUGCCUACAAUAUGGAUUCAAAUUACGGUGGUGUUCAAAUGGUUCAAGAUGACAAAAUGAAAGAAGAAAGAUUAAAAGAAAACCCAAGUCCCAUCGAGCAAAAUGUCAAACAACCAACCCCCAUCCCCAACCCAAUACAAGUCCCAACUCCUGGCAAAGUCAAAGAUCCAAAUAUCAAAGACAAGCAUCAAAACGAAAACCAUCAAAUCCUCAAAGAAAGUAUAGAAAUUAAAAAUCAAAUGAAUCCAUACUUGUACUCCAGGCAACCACAACAACAGCAACAACAACAACAGCAGAUGUCACAACAACAACAACAACAACAGCAACAACAGCAGCAACAACAACAGGCGCAACAACAGGCUCAGCAGCAAGCACAACAACAGGCGCAACAACAAGCCCAGCAACAGGCGCAGCAACAAAGUCAACAGCAGCAGCAACAAAGUCAUCACAGUCAAAGGGAGGAGGAAGUGCGAAGGUUCUACGUGUAUUCAGAUCAGAGGCGCAAAGAAUCUCAGCCUAUGCCUGAACAUAAAUCAAGUUCUACACCUAAUAAGAUUCAAAUGCCUCAGAGUCCAAGUUUAAAACCAAAAGAGAUCAAAAUGGAAGAAAAGAAGGAAAAAGAAAUCAAACAGGAGGGUGUGAAGCCGACAAUGGAGACGCAAGGUCCUCCUCCUCCGCCGACUUCGCAGUACGCUUACAUUCACCCUAGUUAUAUGCAGCAAGCGCACUACGGGGCGCUACCUUUUGAUCCCAACCACCCUAUGUAUAGGGGCAUCAUGGUACCAGGUCCGUAUAGUGGAAGUCCAUAUUUGCAUCCGCCUAUGCAAAGGUAUCACGCUCCUGAAGACUUGUCUCGAGCUCCACCUCCGACGAAAGCUCUCGACAUGCUGCAGCACCACGCUCAAUACUACUCUUCCCAUAAAAUCCACGAACUCCAGGAGCGAGCCAUAAAGUCUCCGACACCGAAAACUUCCAUGGCGAGUUCCAGCCCAUCGACGAAUAAUCCCGUUAGCGGAGCAGGAGGUGGGGGAGGCGGCGGUCCACCACCUCCCGGUCCACCAUCUGCUCAAGUACAGAUGAACGCCCCACCGACCUCCCAACCUGGUGGUGUAGCACCAACGAGUGGCAAGCAAACACCCGGCGAAGGAAAGGAAUCGCGAUCUCCGCCUCCACAGAGGCACGUGCAUACACACCACCAUACCCACGUUGGACUUGGAUAUCCAAUGUACCCCGCCCCUUACGGAGCUGCAGUGUUAGCUAGUCAGCAGGCAGCCGCCGUGACAGUGAUUAACCCCUACCCGACUAAAUGAGUGUCCCCGUGCUCCCCCAAAUACCAGACUGAUAAGAAAGGAGCAGUGUUGUAGUGACUUUGCAUUCCAUAAUUUUUCGUCUCUUUUAUCGAGUAAUGUGUGACACUGUUCUUCGUUUUGAUCCCCAUUGACUUGAUUUAACUCUUAAGAGAACACAUAUAGCCUAUAAAAGAGCGGGAAUAUUUGUUUGACGAAGAAAAUAUUUUUAGUUUAAAAGGAGGAUAAAAAAACGAAAUUUUUAGGGUAAAAAAGUAAAAAAAAACAUACCAGAAUGUAAAUAUGAAUUGCUUUUUGUUUAAAUUUAUUUAUUAAAUAUCCAGUGUUUCUAUUUGUCGUAGAUGGUAUUUUGCUAAUACGAUGUUUCGAAUGAUCAACCUUUUAAUAACGCAAAAAUAUUUCGUCUUCGUUGAACAAAUCGCGUCCCAAAUAAACAGCUGUACUGCUAUUGGAUGCAGACUAGUUGUAUAUUAACUAAUUACUAAUGAAUGUAUAUAGUGUAAAGGCGUAUUGUCUUUGGAAAGUCAUGUUUAGAUGAAGUACUUGUAGUAGACUGAUAUAAUGAUACUUGAACUAUUACAAAUCGAGAUUUGGCAAUGUUGUUAACUUGUGGUUGAAUAAUUUUUAGCCGUUUUGAUACUUUUGCAGAUAAUGGGUUUUAUACAACCAUUAUUGUCUGUUUUUGGGUACAUUUUCAAUAUUCAUGGGUAAAUUUUCUGCAAUGUGUAGUCCAAUAGCUGAUAGUUUUCUAUUGAAUCUUUAGUGGUAUUUCCAGCAAUAUUUUAAUGGUACUUUUCAGCAGGUAAAUGUACAGAACUAUAAGAUCCGUAUAUCUGCUUAAAAGCCUUUUUUAGUUUCUGUAAAUGUAGUAGUUCCAUUGCAAUGAUAUCGGGGCAUUAAAUGCAUCAUUUUGUUUACCGAACUUUUUUGAAGUACUGAUUAUCACUACUUCUAAUCUUCUUUUUCUUAAAAAUCUUCGAUUAAAAAAAGUUUUUAGCGUUAAUUUUUUAAAUGCGAAUUUUCGACAUUGUUGGCCGUUUUAUCUACACCAGCAGCAAGUUUUGGGUAAACAAAACUGUUUUCUUUGAAAUGAUUUGCAAUAUUUUAUUUUGGGAUGCCCAGAAUAAUUAAUAAGUACUUCCCCCCCUUACAAUUCGAUACAUUGCAAUGAAGUCAUUAAAAAACAUUGUUUAUUGUUAAUUCUUUAAGUACCUCCACGACUGACUUUAACUUAUGUUUGUUUAUAUAAACAGUUGCACAUUUAGUGACAUUGUAGUGAUUUCUCAUGUAGAAGUAGUUUUCUUCAUUUCAUGGAUGAUUCAAGCUGAAAAAUGGCAUAAAUGUAAAAAUUUUCAAAAUACACAAUUUUCUGGUCAAUUUGAUUAUGCUAUUUUCGAAUCUGUGUAAAUUUUUGUGAAUCGGUUUCUGGAUACCAAGAUAUCGAAAAUUAAAAUAUUUUAAAUUUGAACUCUGUUCGUUUAUUCAUUCACCUCCACUUUGGGGGAGAUAAAAAUGAAAUGAAUUAGAUAUUGAAACCUACCCUUUGUUAUCCCACCCAAAUCUAACUAGAACCUGACUUAACUUUCUUCUUCUUGCAGUACUGACUCCUAUCGGAGGUUGAUUACCAUCACAGCAAUCUUAACUUUAUUGGCUGCAGCUUUGAACAAUUAUAUUGAACUGCACCCGUACCACUCCCUUAAAUUUCGUAACCAGGAAAUCCUCGUACGUACUUAGCAGGGACUCCCUUAGUACUCCCUUAGCAGGGAGUACUUCCCCUCUCUCAUUAUGUGGCCUAGAUAUUCCAGUUUUCUCGAAUGUAUGGUUUUUAUGACUUCGCAUUCCUUUUUGCAUUCCGUCUUCAGCAAAACAUCUUGAUUUGUUAUUCUCUCUGUCCAUGGUAUUUUCCACAUUCUCCUCUAGCACCACAUCUCGAAUGCCUCAAUGUUUUUGAUAUCUAUCUUUUUUAGUGUCCAAGCUUCCACGCCGUACAUCAGAACGGAGAAAACAUAGCCCUUAACAUUCUCGUUCUCAAUUUCAGAUUUAUGUCUCGGCAGCAUAGGAACUUUUCAUUUUUAUAAAUGAUUGUCUCGCUAUUUCUAUUCGCCUCUUAAGAGGAAACAGUAGCGAUCAACAGGUAGCAAAAACGCGUUCCAAGAUUGCGGCUGUAAUUUUGAAUAUUUUUUCGAGAUAUUUGGCACACAUAUUCGUAAUAUAAUAAAGAAUGGCGGUACAGAGCUCAAUUUGAAAAAUAUAUUAAUAUGUGGAAAUUACUCUGUAAUUAAAUACAAUAUUAAAAAACGAGCCUGUACCGCCAUUAAGAAGAACAAAAAAAUACACUUUCCUCAAAUAAACUUUUUUAUCCGAUGCCUAGAUUUUGUGUCAUUUUGGAACUACUAAAAUUUUUUAUUUCAAAAUGACACAAAAUCUAGGUAUCUGAUAAAAAAGUUUAUUUGAAGAAAGUGUAUUUUUUUGUUCUUCUUAAUGGCGGUACAGGCUCGUUUUUUUAAUAUUGUAUUUAAUUACAGAGUAAUUUCCACAUAUUAAUAUAUUUUUCAAAUUGGGCUCUGUACCGCCAUUCUUUAUUAUAUUACGAAUACGUGUGCCAAAUAUCUCGAAAAAAUAUUCAAAAUUACAGCCGCAAUCUUGGAACGCGUUUUCGCUACCUGUUGAUCGCUACUGUUUCCUCUUAGUUUCUCUUGUCUGGUCAUUAGUAUCAGUGAACCAAAUCCCUAAAUAUUUGUAGGACGUAACUCUUUCAUUUUGCUUAUUAUUUAUGGUUAAAUUCACAUUUUUUGUAUAGCUUCUUUGUUACAAUCAUAAAGGACACCGCACACAUCUUAUGGAAAAUAUAAUGUCACUCAAAUGAAAUAAAAUUUACGUGAAUAGAUGCGUCCUGAUAUUUCAAUAAUUUGAUACCAUUGCGCCAACUCACUAUUUUGAUUAACAAGAGCGUAAAUUGAUAAAAAUAAAUCUAAAAUCAAAUGGGAAUGUACGUGUGUCAAAGAGAGAAAAAAGAUCUUGUGAUUCGCUUACUCCAUAAAUCUUUCUCGAGGGAUUAAGGCAGAGGCUCACUCUUAUCUUUUCCUAUUAUUAUUGAUAAUAAAGUAGGCAUAAUUUGGUUAGUUGUACCGCCUCUAUCGGCUUAAGCUACUGGUGAAUAGACUGUAUUCAAUAGCCGCUAAACUAAUAUCAUUUAUGAAUGACAGUUCUAUGGACUUCAAAAUGCGAUUUCGAUAAACUUUAAUUACAAUUAACGCACUAAUUAAGCAAAAUUAUUCAGAGUUGGCGCAAUGGUAUUAAAUUAUUGAAAUUUCAGGACGCAUCUAUUCAUGUAAAUUUUAUUUCAUUUGAGUGACAUUAUAUUUUCCAUAAGAUGUGUGCGGUGUCCUUUAGUCUUUUUGAUGUUCAGUUUUAGACCGUACUUGCUGGUAUGAGUGUUUGUUUUUCAGCAAAUACUGUACAUUUUCUAGGUUAUCUGUUACUAUUAGCGCGUUAUCAGUGUAUUGUAGAACAGUAUGACCGAACCUAAUCUAACACACAUUAUCCAUAACCGAACAAACAACCCCAAUUAAAAACUCGACAAAACUCACCAAAUUUCACAUAGUAACGUGAGCUUGCUCGCACCUUAAGACCAUCAUUAUUUGUUUAGCCGAUAUUGAUUUUUGUUGGUAUCUCGUGUCCUAAAAGCCGUAUCACAAAAGUUCUUACAGAUUCCUGUAUCAUCAAAUCAAUGAGAAUAUGCAUUUUUAAAACAAGAUUCAUUUUGAAGGUAUUUCAAAAAAUUACGCACAUCUUCAACCUUAAUCGAUGAUAUCUCAGCAACUAAACAUUGUGAGUGUCAUAUUUGGACUCCGCAUCCGUAACUUGAUUUCUGAAACGAAUCUUAAAGAAAACAUCGUUACAUCCAAUCUGCGCUUGAAUCGAACAUUUCUUGUAACAAAACUCGUAACAUGAAGUAAAACCACUUCUAUGUAAAAGGUAUAUUCAAUAAAAUUUUAAAAAUCCCAAUGGAUUAAAUAAAAUAGGUUCAUUCAGAACGUUUUCGGACCUAUCAGUCCAUCAUCAGUGAAUCUAAAAUAGAAUAAGUAAUCCCACUAUUAAAAUUAAAAAGAUGUAGAAAUUAUGAACGUUAAAAAUGUGGUUAUGAUUACUUACUCGUAUAAACUUUUUAACUAUAUAGAGUAUAGAGUAUAACUAUAUAUACGAGUAAGUAAUCAUAACCACAUUUUUAACGUUCGUAAUUUCAACCAUCUUUUCAAUUUUAAUAGUGGGAUUACUUAUUCUAUUUUAGAUUCACUGACGAUGGACUGAUAGGUCCGAAAACGUUCUGAAUGAACCUAUUUUAUUAAUUCCAUUGGGAUUUUUAAAAUUUUAUUAAUUAUACCUUUUACAUACUUCAUGUUACGAGUUUUUAACUAUAUGGUAUACAGCCAACCCAGGGAACUACACCUUUUAGUUGAGUUCUUGUUACCUUUUAUCAAUCUUUAGGGAAAUAAAUCAAAAAUUAUAACGUGUUAUUUGGCUUUUGGCUUCCAGAUUGAAAGAAUUCUUUUAUUUUGAAAAUUUUUACUAUAAACGAAUCUAAGCCGAUUUUAAGAGUAAACAUUUUUUAUUGUGGUGGUUUUGUAAGGUCCAACCUUCCACUCGAUAAAAAAUGGUAGAAAUGAUGUAAUGUUAUCUGUUUAUUAGAGCAAAAAAUAGGCAAUUCAAUUCUCUAGAUAUUUCGUUUGCCUAUCAACAUUUUUUUGGGAUUCUUCUUAUUUGAACCUGCCAAAAAUCGUGAACUGUAAAAAAUGUAAACGCCAUUGCCAAUUCUUUGUAUAUGAGAUACUGUGUAUUUUUUAAUGUAAACUGUCUUCUUUUAUUAUGGAAAAUUACGAGACCUAGACUUAUAAUAACGUUUAAUUUUUUAUUAAGAGCUUCAUUCCAGUUUUAGUGGGAUGUUUGUAUAAUUAUUACAAAUUUUUUUUCUCUCUUAAUAAAUGUGGUCUGUACAUCUUGUAAUGUUCUGUAAAUAUGCCAUGACAUCUUAUAAGACUUUGCUUAUAAAAUAAAUGUUUCUUAAACUAUUUCAAGAUGUCUAAAUUUUAUUUCCGUUUUUUAAGCUUGGAUAUAUUACUUUAUAAUAGUCCAGUACAAACUGAACCUUACUAGUUAGAUAUAUGAUUUAAAGAUCAUAUUAAUUUUUUUGUUACAUACGCCAGUCAAUGGGAGCAAAAAUAGGGUAUUACCUCCGAAUUCUAUCCUACUGAAAUUUUGGGAAUAGCCUCUACUUAUCUCCCAAUUCAAAGUCUACCCUAUGCCGAUGUGUGCUUUUAUCUUGGUGGUGGGUCCCACCCCCUUCUCGGAGGUAGAAAUUUUCUUGGUUAAAAUAACCACGGAAGUGGCUAGAGAACUUAAUUGUAAGCAAAAACUGUACUACAAUUUUUGUUCUAAAAUUCAAUAUUUUUGAGUUAUUCGUGGUUGAAAAUUGGCCAUUUUCAUUGAAACGUAACACCUUUUCCAACGGUUUUUUGCAAAUAUCUUAAAAACUAUGCAUCUAACUAAAAAAACUACAUAUAGAAAACAUUUUUGUAGCUUAUAAAAAACCAAAGAGACUAGUUCCUUUAUAAAUCUAGUUAUAAUGUAAAAAGAGAUAUGGUAGGUGAAAAUAGUUUGUUUUUUUGGUGCAUGUUCAAAUAUCAGACAAACGGUUGAUUUUAGGUGUAUAAUGUUACCAACACCUUUUGUAGUACUUGAAAAGGGCAACAUUAAAGGUAUAUAUAUUCAAACUAAGCGAGAUAUGCUGCAAAAAAAUUGAUGAUUAAUGUAUUUUAAGAAAAAAUAAGAAGUAUAUUUUUAACUUCUCAUUUACUAGAAUUUUAAUGUACGGUUUUUUAAUGUUUUAAUUAUGUACGGGUUCAAAAAGUUGGACAGGUUCAACGUGAAUGGUUUUUGAAAAAAAAAAAUAAGAUCAAUUCUAAUGUGCUAUGUACUAAGAGUAUAAGUCAUAAAAAAGAUUUUUCGGGAUUCUUCUAUAUUUUGAAUUAUAUAAUUAAUAAGGUAUUACCAAAGUAGAAAGUAAAAUAGUUAAUUACUAAUUUAUUAAUCAUAUUUCGUCACCAUUUUCAUAUUUAGUUGUAAUAGUUAUUUCAUCAGUGAUAAAAAAGACUUUGAAAAGUUCUAAUAAAAAAUUUUCAUUUUUGACUUAUACUCUUUUAGCACUGUAGAAUUUAUAGAGCGCAUUUUUAGAUUUCCUUAAAAAUCUUCUUUUUCUACAUGUAACUUGAAAAUGAUAAGAGAUACAAUAAUGAAACACACAACAAAAUUUUUAUUCAUCAAAAUCCUACAUUUUUGUGUGGUACCUUUUUUUCGUAUCUCUUAUCAUUUUCGAGUUACAUGGAGAAAAAGGAAGAUUCUUAAGAAAAUUUAAAAAUGCGCUCUAUAAUUUGAUCUUAUUUUUUUCAAAAACUAUUCAUUUUAAACCCGUCGAACUUUGUGAACAUAGAAAUAACACUAUAAUAAAAAGUAUUGUAGAAGGAAAACGAUGCAUUUAAAUUCUGAUGGAUGAGGGGUUAAAAAUGUACUUCACAUUUUUUUUUAAAUUCCAUUAGUAAUCAAUUUUUUUGCAGCAUAUCACUACAAAAGGUAUUGGUAGCAUUAUACAACUAAAAUCGACUGUUUCUAUUUUAUUUCAAGCCAUACACCGAUUUCAGCAUGCACCAAAAAAACAAACUUUUCUCACCUACCAUAUCUCUUUUUGUAUUAUAACUAUAAGAUAUAUGAAGGAACGAAUCUCUUUGUUUUUUUAUAAGCUACAAAAAUGUUUUGUAUAGUUUUUUUCGUUAGAUGCAUAGAUUUUAAGGGAUUCGCAAAAAACCGCCCGAAAAGGUGUCAUUUUUCAAUGAAAACGACCAAUUUUCAACCACCAAUAAUUCAAAAACUAUUGAGUUUUCAAAAAAAAAUUAUUAAACAGUUUUUGCUCAGAAUUAGGUUCUCUAGCCACUUCCGUGGUUAUUUUAACCAAAAAAUUUUACACCCCGGAAAAGGGGCGGGAACCACCCCCAAGAUAAAAGCGCACAUCGAGAUAGGGUAGACUUUGUUUCUUGAGCUAUUCUCUACUUAUUGAGAAAAUAUCAAGUAAAUCGAUGUAGUAGGAUGGAAUUCGGAGCCAAAUAACCUCAUUGACUGCCCUAACAAGCAAAAUGACACUAAUUAAAAAAAAAGCAAGAAAAUAUCAUAAAGAAAAACAAAAAUUUAUUACUUACUGCCAAAAAAUAUAGAAUAUGUAUUUAAUUUUUUUUUGUUACCGUGGAUAUGUAUUUACUAGUACUAAAUAAUUAGUAUUUUUACUGCCACCUUUACAUUUGAACUAAUAUUAUUAGUUCUCUUUAGUUUCAUUCAAAUAAGCUUUCAUGUGAUGAUAGAUUGUUCAAUAAGAUUUGUUACUCUAUAAUUCUAUAAGAACUACAUGAUUUUUUAGGUUGAAAUACAUUAUCCAAUAUAAUCUUCCCGAACUUCAAUACGCUUGUUUUAGGAAUCUCCUAAUUUACGGAUACCAUUUUUAAUAGGUAGCAUGCAACUAAAUGAGGAGAAUAAACAAUAUUCAGAUAGUAAUAACGUCAACUUGGAUGACACUACUUUGUAUAAUCUUGCGCAUCUGACAAUUGUAUAAGACCUGCCUUUAAAGUAGAUGAUUGGUCUUGAUAACUGAUAGUAGUAAUACAGCAGAGUGCACUAUUUACUAAUAGAUACAGCGAAAACAUAUAUUAUAGGCUAUUGAUUAUGUUCAAAAUAAGAGAGCUAAAUGGAACUACAACGUUAACGGGAUUUUAUUGUCUCAUCAAUGGACCUCUAAAUUUGAAAAACCGCUGAGUGCUACCAUUUAAAUGGGUGCGUUUUUGAGAAAGGGGUGAAUUACUCCCAAGGCACAAUAGAAAGGGGUGAAUUAGGGUGAGUUCUAUGCACUUUUGGUACAAACACAUCUACAGGAAAAUUGUUCCAGGUUAAAUUUACUAUCGAUAUAUCACAUUUUAAAAUCAAAAAUAUUUUUUUUACAAAAAUAUAUUCAAAAGAAAAUCAAGAAAAGAACACGUAGGAAAGCAAUUUUGUUCUUUGUCCCAUAACUUUUUUCCUCAGGGAUAUAGGUAUAGAUAUUGCUUCAGCGAAAAAUAACUUCCAUCCUUCCUCUUUAAAAUGAAGUUUGGUAAAAGUCUCUAGGAUUUAUAGUUUCCGAAAUAGCAUUUUUCAAAGUUCGCCGCUCACAGCAUUUUUGGGCUAUCUUCCCCAUUAUUUCGCAAACAUUGUCUGUCGCAAACAUUUCGUAAAACUUUUUUUUACUCAUUUCUAGGUACAUACAAUGGUACAUUUAGUAGAAAGAGAAGUUAGUUACCUUUAAAAUGGUCUAUUGUCUAAGGUUAUACGACUCUUUUUAAGCAAGUUAUGCUUUUUCAAGGUUUUAUACUUUUAAUGAUUUUUGAUAUUUUUAAUGAUUAUUUUUUAAAUUUCUCAUUAUGCCCUUUUUUCUUAUACAUUUAGGUAUAUACAUUGUGAAAUUAAAAAAGAGCUUAUUUUCUUUACUCUAAAAUGGUGUAUUGCAAAAAAUUCUAGGACUAUUUUUAAACAAGAUAUCCGUAGGAUAUCCAAGGGUAUCCGUAAUUUGAGUAAAAUUUAAAUUUUUUUCAAUUAGAAGAAUAUAAUUGCAUAUUCUAAUUCUAACAUAAUUUUUAAUCCCAAAUAACUUUUCUUAAUAAUACUUUUCGAUAUUGUGAAAUAUAAAAGUACUUUACUCUUGAGCGAAAUUCAUAUUUUUUAACAUACUUCGUACACUAUUGAUAAAAUUUUAUAUCUGAUGAUUGCAUCUUACGUUUUAGGCUAUGCAGUGCAUUUUAUAAAUUUUUUUCAUAAAGUUAAUAAUAAAAAAGUUUUCCAUACGGUUCCAACUUAGUGGGACCUAUUGCAUGUGUAUAUGUCACAUUUUGAAAAAGCAUAUCUUGUUUAAAAAUAUCCCUAGAAUUUUUUACAAUACACGAUUUUAAAGUAAAGUGAAUAAGCUUUCUUUUUUAUUGUACAAUGUGUAUACCUAAAUAUACAAUAAAAAAGUUAUAACAAGAAAUUUAAAAAUAAUCGUAAAAUAUAUCAAAAAUCAUUUUAAAAGUAUAAAAUUUUGAACAACCAUAUCUUGUUUAGAAAUAGUCAUACAUACAGCCUUCUGAAAUAGACCAUUUUAAAGGUAAUUUACUUUUCUUUCUAUUAAAUGAAACAUUGCAUACACACCUGAAGCUACGUAGAAAAAGUUACAAAACUGUGUUUGAGAAGUAACAAGGAAAAUUAGCCAAAAUCGCUAUGAAGGGCGAACUUUAAAAAAUCAUACUUUGGAAACUAUAAAUCAUAGACACUUCUACCAAGCGUCAUUUUAAAGAGCUAGGAUGGAAGUUUUUUUUGUGGAGCAAUGCCUAUACCUAUAUCCCCGUGCAAAAAAGUUAUGGAGCAAAAAACAAAAUUGCUAUAUUUUGUGGGUUUUUUCUUGCUUUUCUUUUGAAUAUAUUUUUGUAAAAAAAAAAUUUUUUUUGACUUUAAAAUGUGAUGUUUGGAUAGUAAAUUUAACCUGAAACAAUUUUCCUGUAGACGUGUUUGUACCAAAAGUGCAUAGAACCCACCCUAAUUCGCCCUGUGUCUAGAGACUAAUUCACCCCUUUCUCAAAAACGCACCCCUUUAAAUGGUAGCAUUCCGCGGAUUUUUCAUAUUUAGAGGCCCAUUGAUUAUAUGAAACAAUAAAACCCGUUAGCGUUGUAGUUCCUUUCUAAAAUACAUUAUCAAUAGCCUAUUAAUAAAGGUGAUCAUUUUACAUUUAGUGAGUUUUGAAUAUUGAGUAUUGGGUAUUGAUCAAUUGGGUAUUGGUCAAUUUCAUAAAAUGGAUUUUUUAAUUAGCACUCAUUAAAAUAGAGAGUGAGAAAAAAUAGCAUGCUAAAAAACAGGAAUAUUCGCAUGUAAUCUACCUGACUUAAGACUUUUCUUGAAUAAUAGAGACGAGUAAGAAUAAAUAUUCCUGUCUUUGAUGGGAUCUGUUUGACAGAUGUGUCUCUGAGAAUACGCCUGUUUUUUCUUCUAUAAUGUUUGAUAGGUCUAAGUAUUUAAUUUUCAAAGCCUUUAUUUCCGUCCUAUCUAUCAACACUUCUGUUAUCCUGUGUUAUCCUUGUUAUCCAGAGAGCUUUUAUAUACUUAUGUCUAUUCCAGAUACUGUCUGAGCAAAAAUACUCGCAACUACGUAAAUAAUAAAUUAUGAAUGGUAUAUUGGAGGAAGUACAAAGAAAAGGAGGACGAAACAUGGAGGAAUAGGAUUUUUGAUCAAAGAGUAGGAUAUAUCAUAGUAGAAAUUAACAGGAAGACAAGAAUGAAACUAAUACAAGCAUAUGCUCCAACAACAACACAUGAUGAGGAAGAAAUUGAUAUUGGAGGAAUAUUUCUUCAAAUUUUAUAAAAAGAAAGAAAUUUUUCUACGAAGCUCUCUACGAGGUAACCCAUAUCUAAAAAAUGAUGACGAUAUAUUAUUAAGGUACUACUAGUACACUUUAGAAGACCAAAAAUAAUAAUUUUUUUCAAGAAUUUUUUUCUCAGAACCUUUAUUAGAAAUGAACAUAAAACUUUUUACAUAUUAAUAUCUAACUCUUAGAGAGUACAAAAAUAUAUUUUUUUUCAUUUAUGUAUGUACACUAAUAUUGUAGAGGGCGCAAAAGUCGAGGCCUCGAAAAAUGAUGGCGGACAGCUAAUCUAAAGGAAGGUUUCUUACGUGACAAUUUACCACAAUUUGAUCAAAAAAUAAAAAAUAAAUAUUUUUUAACCAUGAAAAACUGACGAAAAACGGGCGAUUUUUUCACAAAAUUUUUUCAAAUUUCCGUGCAAUCUUUUUUUUUGCGGAAUUUUUCAGUAAUGGUGGUAAAUUGUCACGAAAUAAACCUAUUUUUUUUUCGAGGCCUCGACUUUGGCGCUCUCUACAAUAUUAGUGCACGUGCAUAAAUGAAAAAAGAUAAUAUCUUUCUUCAUAUAAAAAAUAUAUUAUAUUUUUUGUAUUCUCUAAGAGUUAGAUAUUAAUAUGUAAAAAGUUUUAUGUUCAUUUCUAAUAAGGUUUCUAAGAAAAAAAAUCUUGAAAAAAUGCUUAUUUUUGGUCUUCUAAAGUGUACUAGUACCUUUAUGAAUCAAGGGAAUGAAUGAGAAAUUGACAAAAUUAUUUUACAGAACUGGUAAAUAAAAAGGAAGUAGUAAAGAAAACAAACUGUAGAUAUCAAAUUGUAGAUGAUCACAUAGCAAUAGAAAUAUCUACAGAACAAGAAAUAGUGAAGAAAUAACGAACUAAAAGAGAUGACAGCCAAAAAUAACUCAUGUAAUGACAGUGCAGUGCAGGGUUAGAAAAAUAUAAAGAGUUAUUUUUAUCUUUGUUUGGCUUAGAAAGAUUAUCUAACUGUAUUACACAAUUUGACACAUAAAGCAAAGAAAUUGAACAAAGCAAAUUAUGAAUAAAUUUAUAAUUACGUACUUAUAAUGUCUAUGUACAUAUUUAACAAUAUAUUCGCUUUGAACUAAGUAAAUUAUAAAUACUUUCUAAAUCAAGUGGAACACCUUGGCAAAAUUAAAUAUUAAAUAAUUGAAACAGUCCUAAUUUUAUGCUAAUCGAAUAAUUAAGUUUUAUUUCAACAAUUAAAAUGAAAACAAUUUCAGACAGAGCAACAAAUCUCAACCAUCAUUUCCUUUUUAAUGCACUGUAGUAAUUGAAAAGGCAUUUGAUUAAGUUCAACAUAAAAAGCUUGUAGAUACAUUAAAAACCAAAAUUAUUGACAGUCGUGAUAUGAAAAUUAUAUCUAAUCUAUAUUGGAAUCAAACUGCCAAGGUAAGAGUUGACAACCAGGACACCCAAGAUAUCAAAAUACAGAGAGGAGUCCGUCAGGGUUGCGUGCUGUCUCCACUACUUUUCAAUGUCUACAGUGAAGCGGUAUUUCAAGAAACGCUCUCGGAUUCAAUAGAAGGUAUAUCUAUCAAUGGAGAAGUUUUGAACAACUUACGUUUUGCAGACGAUACAGUGAUAAUAACGGAUAACAACAAUGAUUUACAGAACGUAAUGCAACGCCUUAACGAACACUGUCAUGAGUACGGACUGAGAAUUUAAAGAAAACUAAAUUCAUGAUCAUAACUAAAUCAGCACACGCAAACAUCCAAUUAACUAUUGAAGAUACUGUAAUUGAGAGUGUGGAUAACUACAAAUACUUAGGAACAUGGAUAACAUCAAAUGUAGACCAAACCAAAGAAAUUAAGACACGUAUUGAAACAGCACGUGCAUAAUUCAUUAAAGACUAGCAUAUAAUAACCAAGAUGUAGAACGUGUAAGAAAAUUUAAGUACCUGGGAACCUAGCUAUGUGAAGACUGGAUGUCAGAUAUGGAAACUAAAUGUCGGAUAGAAAGGGCCAGAAGUGCAUUCAUGAAAUUCAGAAACGUCUACGAAAUCUGACUUCGACCUGAACCUAAGACUAAGUUUCACGAAAUGCUAUAUAUGGUCGGUGCUCCUAAAUGGCAUGGAAGGAUGGACUUUAAAAAUAAACACAAUGAAUAAGCUAGAGGCAUUUGAGAUGAGGAUUUAUCAACGAAUCCUUAAAGUUCCCUGGACCGCACGAAUAACAAAUGAUUUAAAAUUUAAAAUACGUCUUAGCACGUGGCCCGCCCAUCUUAUUCGGUUUGCUUUAAUGUACCGUACUGUUUUCAUCUCCAUAUACUGUCUGGAGUUCAUCAUUGUGUCUUCUUCUCCUGUUGUCUCUUCUCUGCAAGGUCCAUAGCUAGUCCACAGUAUCUUUCUUUCAAGUAUCAGUAAUUUUGUCGUUUCCCGCUGGUUCAGAGUCCAUGUCACGCUUCCAUACGUUAUUGUGGGACGAAUUAUUGUCUUAUAUACUCUUAUUUUCGCUGGCCUUGAGAGUAUUUUUGAUUCAAGUACGGUCAUUAAUGAGUAAUAUGCCCUGUUUCCUGCAAUGAUCCUGGCUACCACGUCCUUUUCAUAUUUAUUUUCAGAUGUUAUGAUCGCUCCCAGGUACUUGAAUUCCUUGAGGUCUUCAAAGUUGUAUUCAUUAAUUGUUACGUUUUGUCUAAACCUUGGUCUUGGGUUCCUCGUAACCAACAUGUACUUGGUCUUAAUAAAUGUACCUGUAAAGGCCAAUAGUAUUUUUGAUCCUCGGGCGGCAAAUCCGUUUGUCAGUUGUGGCUGAACUUUCCUUACUGCAUGUUCCAGUGCGAAGUUAAACAGCAGGGGGGCGAGACGAUCUCCUCGUCUAAGCCCGAUGUCAAUAAGCAAUUCUUCCGACGUGGUGCUGCCAAUUCUGAUCCGUGCGGAAGCGUUCUCCGUGUUCACCUGUGCUAAUCGUACCAGCUUUCCAGGUACUCCCAUUUCUACCAUGGUCUCCCACAAUGCAUCUCUGCUAACAGAAUCGUAAGCUUGUUUAAAUUCCACGAAGAUUUGGUGUACAUCGCGGUUGAAUUGGUUGAUGUACUCAAAGUGAAAUACUUUUCAUCAUCUAAAAUAAUCAUUUUUUUAUUGGCAAAGUUUACUCGCCUCAGUUGACGAUACUAUCUUGGUAUACGAAUGGUAUACGAAUGACAAUACUACUUAGUAUUUGGGGCAGUUACGUCUCUUUCGAUAUUUAAGACCAUUCCUCCCCAAAUCCAACCAUAUCGUACUCUUAGAAGAUCUGCAUUGACGAGGCAAUCUCCUAGUUGACAUUCCAACCUGGUUUCUUGCUCUUCUCACCAAUCCCUAUGACUUCUGUGCAGUAAAUGCACAUGGUCUUCCUCUUUUUGGUUGAUUUAGACACGGUAUUCCCAGAUCGCACUCCGUUAUUGUUCUACAAAUGGUUCUGUAUAAAAUAUUUCCAUUCUGGAAUUCUCCAAUUCUGGAAUUUUCUUCAGCUUUGGGUACCCGUCCAAACAACUUAUAGAUAAUUUUUCUUAUUUCUAAUUUAUACGACAUCUUAAAGCGAGAAGGACUGACCGUAUACAAAGUAAAAAAACUUAAUAUUAUUCCAAAGGCAACUUAAUAUUAUUUUGUUUUCGUUUAAAUUAAAGCUAAUAAAUUUUGUGUCUAAACUUUUAGGACAUAUACGUUAAUUAAAAUUAAAAUACUUGAAAUACACUACUAUAUUUUUAAAACAACGGUGUAACUAGGUUGUUCCUAAGGGGGAGUUACAACUACUGGAUGGUCUCUGGUUUGUAUGGAAUAUUUAUGGUGUUAAACGUAUAGAGCUCAAAGUACAUCCCGAUGGGGGGGGGGGGGUUGCAACCCCCAAAACCCUCCUGGUUACGCCACUCUUUUGAAAUGUAGUUUUUUGUCCAGAGUCGUGAGGUGUGUUAGCAACAAGUCUUAAUAUUGAAUAUGCCAGUUGUCUUAUUCACGAUGAUACCAGGUAGGGCUAUUCCUGAUUCAAUAAGAAGCCGUUAGAGGGGGGUGAAUCUUACCAUGGAACUAUGUAUGGUAUCGGGACCGUAUGUAAGAACUGCUAAUCCAUAUGGAUCACUGUAUUCUGCUACAAAAUAGACAAAGAAAGCUCAAGUACAUAGUAGUUUACAGUUUAAAUAUUUUGCAUUGCAUGUUACCUGGGCGCACAGAGAAGACUAGAGGAACUAUCAGCUGUAUUUUGUCGAAUGUUUUAGGUAUCAUAAAAAGAGAUAAUUGGAUUUUUUAUUCAAGCAGGAUUUUUCUUUUAUAUCGCUUUUAAUUCCACUCAUAUUGAAUCCAACCUAACUAUAAUCAGUGAUUUAGUUAUAAUAUAAUAAGUGAUUUAAUCCCUUUUAAAUAUUCAUUGUCUUGUGAUUACUACUUUUUUUAUGUUACUCAAAAUUACUCGACUAUUCAUUAGACGAUUGAUGAUCGUGUAUUUUAUUUAUGAGCAGAGUCUCUAUUUUUUGUAAAAAUUCGUUUAUUUUGUAUGUAUAUUUGAUUGCAUUGUAUUUUAUUUUAUAAUAAACAAUUGGUAUCUAUUUAAACUUUUUUAAAGAUUUUGUAUUUAAAUUAGGGUUACAAUUAUGUAAACAUUAAGGGAAUUUACUUGAAAGUAUUUGUAGAAAAUUACCUUCUGUACAGACUGUGAGAGGCUUUAAUGUAAAGUUGCUUAAUAAAAAACAAAUGAACUGAA